AUGUUCGGACAAGGUGAAGGUCGUCGUGAAGAGGAAAGAAGAGAAGAGAUGAUGGGUGGUGGUGGAGGAUAUCCAGGCAGUAUGAUGGGUGGCGGAGGAUAUCCAGCUGAGCGUAUGCUAAUGGGCGGAGGAAUGGAAAAUCAGCAAGGUGGUAUAAUUGGAGAUGCUGAACGUAUGUUAAUGGGCGGAGGAAUGGGAAAUCAACAGGGUGGAUUUCCUGGCGGUGGAAUGGGGGGUAUCUUCUAA
Rotaria socialis is the source of this 246-nucleotide messenger RNA. The record is from the annotation of a GenBank genome assembly. Lineage: Eukaryota; Metazoa; Rotifera; Eurotatoria; Philodinida; Philodinidae.